AUGGCCCACCAAGCCGACGCGCGCCGCGCCCUCGACGAGCGCGGCUACACCGGCACCCUAAUCCACGGCGACAACCCGCUCAAGCUCUUCGAAAAAGCCGUGCGCGACCGCAUCAUCGACUCGUACUACUGGAAAGAGCAAUGCUUCGGCCUGAACGCCGCCACCCUCCUCGACCGCGCCGUCGACCUCACCUUCCUCGGCGGCACGUACGGCGUUGCGCAGAAACCCACGCCCUUCUUGUGCCUUGCGUUCAAGAUGUUGCAGCUCACGCCUGAGCGCGAGAUUGUGGAGUUUUAUCUAAGCCAGGCGGGGGAGGAGUUCAAGUAUUUGCGGGCGCUGGCCGCGUUUUAUGUGCGGCUGGCGUGGGAAAAGGACGAGGAGGUGUACACUACUCUUGAGCCGCUGCUGAACGAUUCGAGGAAGUUGAAGAGGAGGACGAGGGAGGGGUGGCAGUUGACGUACGUGGAUCAGUUUGUGGAUGAUUUACUGGGGAAGAGUAGGGUUUGUGCUACGACGCUGCCGAAGCUGAAUCCGAGGGUUUUCUUGGAGGAUGAGGAGAGGUUGGAGCCGAGGGUUAGUGGGCUGGGGGAGGAGCUGGAUGAGUUGGAGGAUGAGGAUGAGGAGGAGAAGGGGGAGAUCAAUGGGAAUGGUCAUGUCAGCUCCAGCGAGGAGGGGGAGGAUAGUGAAGAGGUGGCAGAAGGCGGUUGA
Molecule: messenger RNA, 708 nt
Organism: Neohortaea acidophila
Lineage: Eukaryota; Fungi; Ascomycota; Dothideomycetes; Mycosphaerellales; Teratosphaeriaceae
Product: PRP38 family-domain-containing protein
Exons: 1
Coding region: 1-708 (235 amino acids)
Cellular component (GO): precatalytic spliceosome
Source: RefSeq, a predicted model, not a curated record